GCGUCGCUCUCGGACCCGCCGCCGGAGGUCGCUCCGGCGGCCCCGCCGGUGGCCGGCUUGGCCGCGGCCCGGCCGCGCGCCGCCGUCUUCGCCCGCGUGCCCGACUUGGCUGCCGUCUUGCCGGCCGACUUGGCCGCGCGCCUCCAGCUCGGCCACCCGCUCGGCCAGGGCCUCCUGCUCGGCGCGCGCCGUCUCGGCCAGGGUGCGGGUCACCUCGUAGUCCUCGCGGGUGACCAGGUCCAUGUCGGCCAGGAUGCGCUCGAACUGCCGGCGGAGCUGCGCCUCGGCCUCGUGCCGCACGCCGGCGGCCACGCCCAGCGCGCUGCUGGCCAGCCGGGCCAGGUCGUCGAUCACUUUGCUCUGGGUCUGCAUCGCCCCGCUCACUCCCGUGCUGUGGCGGCCCUCCGGGGGCCGGCGUCGCUUUGUGCGAAAGGUGCGCCCGCCGGCUCUGGCGAUCAAGAGCGCAAGGCGUUACAAGGCGGCCCCAUGAUCCUGGUCACCGGCGGCGCCGGCUUCAUCGGUUCGAAUCUCGUCGGCGCGCUCGCGGCGCGCGGCGAGCGCGUGGUCGUGGCGGACUGGCUGGGCCGGCCCAGCGACGGCCACGAGAAGUGGCGCAACCUCGCCAAGGCGGAACUGGAGGCCAUCGUGCCGCCGGAGGAGCUGCUGGCGGCGCUCGAGCUGGGCGAGUUCACGCCCGACGCGGUCUUCCACAUGGGCGCGGUCUCGGCGACCACCGAGACCGACGGCGAUCUCUUGGCGCAGACCAACAUCACCCUGUCGCAGCGGCUGUGGCGCUGGUGCUGCGAGACGCGGGUGCCCUUCAUCUACGCCUCCUCGGCG
This is a messenger RNA of Symbiodinium necroappetens, 840 nucleotides long. The record is from the annotation of a GenBank genome assembly. Lineage: Eukaryota; Dinophyceae; Suessiales; Symbiodiniaceae.